AUGUGCGUUAAUGAGGCUGCAGUGAUGGGCACUGAUAGGCUGCACUGAUGGACACUGAUAGGUGGCAUUGAUGGGCAUUGAGGAGGAGGCACUGGGGCGGACUGACAACUCAUGGGGCCCCCGGGCAAUAGGGGAUCAUGGGGCCCCUGUGUCCUUGCCCAAACUCAAAAAAGCCUAUGAAAAAGGUACCAGGGGCAUCUCAUGGGCCCCCUACUGACCCGGGCCCUCGGCAGUGCCCGAGUUUCCAAAUGGUCAGUCCGCCCCUGGUCUACCUUCAUUUUGUAAAGCGCUGCACAAACUGUUGGCGCUAUAUAAAUCCUGUAUAAUAAUAAUAAUUUAACAAACAUAUUUUA
Messenger RNA from Staurois parvus, 353 nucleotides. The record is from the annotation of a GenBank genome assembly. NCBI's taxonomy places the organism in Eukaryota, Metazoa, Chordata, Amphibia, Anura, Ranidae.